Drosophila eugracilis is the source of this 6336-nucleotide messenger RNA. RefSeq names its product integrin alpha-PS2 (gene if). The transcript is spliced from 12 exons. Lineage: Eukaryota; Metazoa; Arthropoda; Insecta; Diptera; Drosophilidae. The record is from RefSeq and is a predicted model, not a curated record. Gene Ontology annotation, cellular component: integrin complex; external side of plasma membrane. The coding region runs from base 832 to 4998 and encodes 1388 amino acids. Gene Ontology annotation, molecular function: integrin binding. Gene Ontology annotation, biological process: cell adhesion mediated by integrin; cell-matrix adhesion; integrin-mediated signaling pathway.
CUAAUUUAAAAGUGGAUUUUACCUGAAAAUUGAUUUUAACAUCAUAAUCAAAAACAUUUAAAAUAUUGAUUUUGCUGUUUUAGAACUUAAUAACUAAAUAUAUUUAAUAUAUUGACCUGAUAAACAGAUCUAUCCCUGAACAUCCAUUGCAUAUAGACCAACAAAAAUGACACAUCAAAUGGUCGAAACUUUUGCUAACGGAAAUUACAGUCUUCCCACACGAAAUUCACCUUUGAACAUUAUUUUUUCGAGUGGGAUGCUCGCACAUAGAUAAUGAAAAAAUAAACUUUUGCUAUCAUUUUGGUUGUUAGAGAGCUUUGAGGUUGUUUUUUGUAUGUUGCUCUCCCGAGUCUAGAGACUACAUACUAUAGUCUCCAAUGAGUAGGCGAUCUCGUACGAGCUAUUCACCUAUGUAUCUAUGGCUGCGCUAAGAUGUAUCUUACAGAUAUUUUGCGCCAUUAGUCGUGGUUUAAAUCUUGCUGCGUUCGCUGUCGAGGUAGAGCAAAAAAAUAAUAUAUAUAAAAAUAAAAGUGAACUACACUAAUUACCAACAAAAAAAAAAAAAGAAAAGAAAAGAGAGAGAUAAUAAAAACGUAACACGCGACGCGCUAAAAUUUGCUUUAAACAUUUUUUUCAAGUGAUGAAGCACCAGUGAAGAAAAGUGCACUCACAAAAUAAUGAUCUGUGAAGAUGCAGGCGUAAAAGUGCAAAGUUCUUGGAUGCGAAACCAACGAAAUCGAUUCGAAAGAAAGUACAAAUUCUGAAAACACAACUCACCGAAAAAAAGAAAGUUUAAAUAGAAAAAUAAAGAUAUACAAAACGAAGUGCAAAAUGAGUGGAGUUUUGUUCCACCGGAGCGGGAUGAUGAUGAUGAUCCCGAUCCUGUUACUGAUCGCGAUAACCGCCCAUGGCUAUAACCUCGAUCUGCCCAGUUACGUCCGCUUCCGGCAAUCCUCCAAUACAAUGUUCGGCUUUAGCAUUGCGAUGCACAAAAGUCGAGGUGGAUACUACGGCAAUCAAAACAAUGUCAGCUUGAUCGUUGGAGCUCCCAAAUUCGACACAUCCCGUUACCAGCAGGGCGUGACGGAGGCCGGCGGCGUUUUCAAAUGCAGCCUGAACGAUGACGACUGCAAAUUGGUGCCAUUCGACUCCAAAGGCAACAAUCGAAAUGUGGAUAAAGAGGUCGUGGACAGGAAAUCCUACCAAUGGCUGGGCGCCACAGUGGCCACUGCUCGGGAUAGUGAUUUGGUUGUGGCCUGUGCACCGCGCUAUGUCUUCCACACGAUGACGCCAUCGAGGGCGUUCCGCAUUGAUCCCGUGGGCACCUGCUUCACCUCGCACAACUUCGAGCAGUUCUACGAGGUUUCCCCCUGCCGGACAAACAACUGGGGUUAUCAUCGCCAGGGCUCGUGUCAGGCUGGAUUCAGUGCAGCGAUCAACGGGAAUGGCUCGCGUUUGUUCAUCGGCGCACCUGGCAGUUGGUACUGGCAAGGACAAACCUACUCGAUACCGCCCGAUGCCGAGUUUCCAUUUAAGCCGCCUCUUUAUCAGCCCUUCGGCACUGGAGGUACGGCCAGUUCCCACGAUGUGACCAAGCCGGAGAACCAGGUCUUCUCCACCGCAGAAAGUUCCUCGAAUAAUGAUGACUCCUAUUUGGGUUACUCGAUGGUCACCGGUGAUUUCGAUGGCGACCGCAGUGAGGAUGUGGCCAUCGGUAUGCCACGUGGUGGUAAUCUCGUCGGAAGGAUUGUUGUCAAUCGUUGGAAUAUGGCGAAUAUCUUUAAUAUCACUGGCCGUCAGAUUGGCGAGUACUUUGGCUAUUCUCUAGCCACCAGCGAUGUGGAUGGUGAUGGUCUGGAUGAUUUGCUUAUCGGUGCACCCAUGUACACAGAUCCCGAUAAUGUAGAGGGCAAAUACGAUGUGGGUAGGGUCUAUAUCCUGUUGCAGGGUGGCCCCAACGAGGAGAAGAGAUGGACCACGGAGCACAUUCGCGAUGGUUUGCAUAGCAAGGGAAGGUUUGGCCUGGCCCUGACCACAUUGGGCGAUGUGAAUGGUGAUGGUUAUGGUGACUUUGCUGUUGGUGCUCCCUACGAUGGUCCCGAGGGCCGUGGAGUGGUCUACAUCUUCCAUGGCUCGCCACUGGGUCCACUGGCAAAGCCGUCACAGAUCAUCAAAUCCGAACAGAUUGUCGAAGGAGCACCCUACCCUAGAACCUUUGGAUUCGCUUUGGCUGGUGGUCUCGAUAUGGAUGGCAAUACCUAUCCAGAUCUUGCAGUAGGCGCCUAUAGUUCCGAUCAGGUGUUCAUCUUCAAGUCCCGACCAGUGGCCGCUGUUAAUGCCGAGACCACUUUUGCCAGCAACUCAAAGCUGAUCAGUCUGGACGACAAGAACUGUCAGCUAAUAAGAGAUCAAAGGAAGGUACCCUGCAUGCCCCUGUCCACCUGCUGGAGUUACACAGGUCGCAAUCUGCCCGAGCAACUGGACUUCGAUGUAUCCUGGCUGUUGGAUGCCAAGAAAUUGCCCAAUCCUCGCAUGUUCUUCUUGAGGGACGAGGGCAAGAAUAUCAGGAACCAAACUAUCCGCCUCAAUUAUGGCCAAAAGUACUGUCUCAAUGAGACUGUCUAUCUGCUGGACGAUGUCAAGGAUAAGCUAACGCCCCUGGAGGUCGAAGCCCGUUACAAUCUGCGCAGUAGUCGUCCUUUGGAUGCGAUGGUUAGACGCAGACGUAGCAUCCUGGAGCCGGUGAUCGAUCAGAACCGUGAGAUUGUCCUGCGGGAUGCUAUCAAUAUCCAGAAGAACUGUGGUCCCGACAAUAUCUGCGAACCAGAUCUGAAGCUGACAAUCAACACUGUAGACAAGUAUCUCUUUGGUUCACCCGAGCCUUUGGUCAUCGAGGUUCUUAUUGCGAAUACCAAUGAGGAUGCCUUCGAGGCUGCCUUCUAUAUGGUUACCCCACCGGAUUUGCAGUUCAGGAAGUUGCAGCAGUUGAAAGAGAAGAAGGAUACGCCCAUAACCUGUUCGCCGCCUACUCCCGAAAACAAUCACACCCUGAAGUGCGACAUUGGAAAUCCUUUGGAGUCUGGAAAGAUUGCCCACUUCAAGAUCAGUUUGGUGCCAGAAGAGAAAUACGGCAGCUCGUCCAGUUACGACUUCUAUUGGGAGGUCAACUCUACGAACCUGGAAAAGCCAGGGUCCGACUUUGACAACAAGAUCCGACAGAGCGUUGGUAUUUGGGUGGACACAGAUCUUGACAUCAAGGGUACUUCACUGCCGGACUACCAGCUCUACAAGGCCGACGAUUACAAGGAACUGGAAAAUGCCACCAAGGAGGAUGACAUUGGACCGCAAGUUGUGCACAUUUACGAGAUCCGGAACAAUCGCCCCUCGAUCAUUGAAGAGGCAGAGGUCUUUAUCCAUCUGCCCUAUGAGACAAUCGUUGGAGAUCCCCUGAUGUAUCUGCUGAACCAGCCGGAGACCGGUGGCAAAAUUCAAUGCGACGAAGUAGGAGUUAAUGAGUACAAUCUUUUGCUGGACGAGAAGCUGCAAAGAAAGUCGUAUCUGCAGGCUCAGGGUGCCAUUUCGAAUUCAGCACUGGUCGCUGGUCAAUCUAGUGAGUCCUCAGGGUCGACUUCUUCCGCAGGCGGUGUUAUUGUGGAGAAGGCCCAUGGAGAAGUAUUUGGACAGGGAGUUAUAGUCAGUAAUAAAGCUGAUGCUGGAAACAAAUUGAGCCCCAAACAGGUCCAGGAACGACAGCAUGAGGACACAUUGGAAGCAACCGGAGAUGCGUCCUUUGAUCACCGUGAUCGAGCCAGUCAGGCGGUUCAAGAACCAAGAAUAAAUCAGACUAGCUUCUCUACAUUCUCCACAAGCAGCUCCUCUUCUGGAUCCGGUGCUCCAUCAGCACAAUUGCGUGGCCAUAGCACCCAAGGUCAUAUACAGGUGGCCGGACCAGCUCAGCAAUCCAGUAGCAGCAGCUCAUCGUCGAGCUAUCGCGCUUGGCCAACGCAGCAGAAUCAGCAGAUCUAUUUGGCCGGUUCCGGAGGAUCUAGAUUGGGAGCUCCAGUUACCUUUAAUGAUAAAUCACAAUUUGGCGGUAGUAAUGGCAAUUUUCAUACCGGAACUUUGGAUCUGGGCACCCUAAACAGAGGCAAUGUGGACAACGAGCUGUACAGGAGUCAAAGUAAUUACCAGAACCCCAGCCAAAGUCUGGGCCAAAGCCAGGGCCAGUUCCAGACAUCCAAUCAGGGCCACUACCAAGGACAAAAUCAGGCUCAGUUCCAGGCACGAAACCCGGGUCAGGGUUAUCAGGGACAGACGUCGUACCAGGGACAGACCCAAUAUAGUGGUAGUCCCGGUGGAUAUCAUGUCACCUACUCCUCGGGCAGCAAACCCUACUAUGGCAGGGAAAACGAAGACUUCUAUGACGAGGACAACCUACAGCAGGGAACACCAGGACAUUGGAGCAGCAGCUCUAGUUCCAGUUCCAGUUCCCGCCGCUUCCGAAGAUCAAACGAUAAAGAUGAGGAAGCAGAUAAGCCACAUCAAAUCGACUUGAACUCACCCUGCCAGUCGGCCAAGUGCAAGAGCAUUCGAUGUGUGGUCACUAAUCUGGGCACCGAAGAUGGCGAUGCCGCCUUCGUGGCUAUUAGGGCACGCAUGGUGGCCAAAACGAUGGAGAAGUUGGCCUCGAAUGUACCGCUUAAUGUAUCCACAUUGGCGGUGGCCAAUGUCACCCUGCUGCCUUUCAUCGGUGCGCCGAAGGACGCGAUAGUCAAAACACAUGAGAUCUUCUACAAGGCGGAACCGGAACCCCUGCAGGUGCCCGAUGUGGUGCCACUCUGGGUCGUCGUCUUGGCUGCCUGUGCUGGUGCGCUUAUCUUCCUUCUCCUCGUCUGGCUUCUGUACAAGUGCGGCUUCUUUAACCGUAACCGUCCAACGGAUCACUCACAGGAGCGUCAGCCACUUCGGAAUGGAUAUCACGGCGAUGAGCAUCUGUAGAGUGCCACGAUGUCCUUCAGUUUAAGAAAUGCAGCGAAAAUAGCAAGAGAAUUAACAAAACCACGAAAUACUUCUAACAUCGCACUAAAACCAAUCCAAAACGUACUAAAAAAAAAAUAGCGAAACGGCUCUAAGACGUACUAAAAUCGAGCGCUUAGUCGAGUUUUAAAACAUGCGAUGUCGAUAUGGAAGGUGCCAGUGGAUAAUCCCCUGUGUUUAGACCCCUCUAAAUAGAUCAUUUGUUGAGGGCGAUAAACUUGCUGCUUGGAAAAGAAAACAAAAACCAUCUCCAGAAAACAAGAGGGAGAACAUUGUAAAGGAGAAAAAAAUACGACAUAUUUAAACUUGCCUAGUCACGACAUGAAGAACUUUCUAAUGCGUAAAGGUUUUUUAACUAAAACAAACAUAUAUAUUUUUUUUUAUUUUUAGACUUUUGUGUUUUUGUUCUUUGCAAAAAUUUCGAGGAAAGUUAAACAAAGUGCUAUAUUAAUCUGUACUAAAGAAAGAAAGCUAGAAAUCGAAAGGAACCUAGGCUAAGUGAGUGAAUGACUGAAACGUAUUGACUGAAUGAUGCAAAUGAGCGAAUGUAAGUGAUAGCCAAUAUGGAAAUAUCGAAGGUAUAAGUUCUGAAUCGAGAAAGGGAAGAGUGUUAAGCCUAGUGCUGCCCUAUACUGCCACGCCCCAUACUUUUAGGCAGCAGCCAAGGCAUGAAAAUUAAAACAGAGAAAAUCCACACUUAUUAGGUGCUACUCUAAUAUUUUUUUUAAAAACUAUUAUCAAGUCUUCAAAAUAUUUGGCGUUUUCCUAGUGUGAAACCCAAUUUUUUUUUUGUGGACAAUUGUUUGCCAAACUCAAAGUUUGCAGUCGAAUGAGAAGUUACCAACGCCAAAAUGUGUUGAAAAAUGCAAAAGAAAUUAUUGAAAAAAACAUGAAAAAUUAUUGAUUAAUCUAUGUAAUUCUUGAAUGUAAACUCUGUGUAAAUACUAAAAAUGAAAACAAACGAACGAAGUGCGAAGGAGAACAGUUGAAUUGUUAUAUUUAAAUUAAUAUUGCAUUUAUUUCCAAAUUACAGUGGGAGAAGCGCUGACCGACUUCUUGCAGUGUACUCUUGAAAUAAAACCCCUGUCUGUACCACGUAAACCCAUUACUAAAAAUUAGUAUCGCCCGCUGCUCACAGUUAGUUUAGUUCAAUUAUACGCUACUGUUUAAUUUAUUAACUGUACUUAUUAAUGCGUGUCAUGAAAAAUGAUUUAUUGCCCCAUUCUUUUUUUUUUUUGCUAAUUUCUGUAUUAAAUUUAAUGAUUAAAAUUACAAAUAAAAAUGACGGUCGAGUUGUAA